CCCUGCGUCAACCAAUAGGGAAGAGCCUAAUUUACUGUACGUGUUACGUAGCUUGCUGCUAGCCUGCUAGCUAGCUAGUUGCUAACAAGGAAAACGAUGGAUUCUCCCAUACUGGAACCGUCCUUGUACACUGUCAAAGCAGUUCUGAUUCUGGACAACGAUGGAGACAGGCUUUAUGCCAAGUAUUAUGAUGAUACAUACCCGACAGUCAAGGAGCAGAAGGCAUUUGAGAAGAACAUAUUCAACAAAACACACAGGACAGACAGUGAGAUAGCAUUACUCGAAGGCCUUACUGUUGUCUACAAGAGCAACAUAGACCUCUUCUUUUAUGUGAUUGGAAGUUCCCAUGAAAAUGAGCUUAUGCUUAUGGCUGUUCUAAACUGCCUUUUUGAUUCGCUCAGUCAGAUGUUGAGAAAGAAUGUUGAGAGAAGGGCUUUGUUGGAGAAUAUGGAGGGACUCUUCCUGGCUGUGGAUGAAAUUGUAGAUGGAGGGGUGAUCCUGGAGAGUGACCCACAACAAGUUGUGCACCGUGUGGCUCUCAGAGGGGAUGAUGUGCCUUUGACAGAGCAAACAGUCACCCAGGUUCUUCAGUCUGCCAAAGAACAGAUCAAGUGGUCGCUUCUACGAUAGAAUCACCCGUGCCCCAGUCUACCAGUGAGCCGCUGUCCAGUAAAGUCUUUGUGGCACUGAUUCGCAUACUCCUUUUCCUCUGAUUUCAACUCCUUCAAUCAAAGCUGUGAGGAGUACCGCUGGCUGAUCCAGUCAACACUCCCAGGACUACUGCUUGACAAAGUUUCAGUCCCCAAUUUUUAAUUCUUUUUCCUCAGGCUUGCAUAUGUGACAUAAUCAACAUGAGCAUAAUAUAUGGUAUACAUUCCAGUACGAUUACUGGCCUGUUUUUUUUUUUUCUUUCCUUUUUUUUUUUUUUUUCAUUACGGCAUCUCGUUGUUUAUUAAACCAGCGUACCUGUCUAUGAAACAUUGAUAAACCUCAUCAUAGCCUGUGGCAACAUUCCAACUGUCUCCUUGAACAAGAAUUUUAUCCCGUUUGACAGCCCCCUGUCUUACUGUACAAAGUAUUGAGGCACUAUAUCAUUUAAUUUGCAUGAAUAUUGUGAUUAAAAAGUGUACAACUAGUACUGUAGUCAUACCACUGAUCACAGAGGUAUGUUUUGCAUAUAUUUUGUCUGGGAAUAUUCCAUUCGUCAGAUACUUAUAAUAAAUGUUUGUUGACACUGGUCUGUGAACAGCUGUGAUAUGUCUAUAUGUAGCAUGCAGUUUUCAACCGCAGUGGGUUGAAAACAUUGGUUUUAGGAAUGUGUAACUGUUGUGAACUAGCUUUCUUAGUAGUAAUAUGAUUUGUCAUACUUUUUAUGUCUGCAAAUGUAGCGGGCUUGUAAGAGAUAGUAUUUCCUUAUUUCAGAGCUGCCAUGCUGUGUGCUCUUUGUUCUUCAAGACUUCAGCUAGAGCCAGAGACACUAAAGCAAGGGCUCCAUCUCCUGGCAUCUGCAGCAAAGUGCGAGGCUGAGGUACAUAAAUACUGUAGACAAGAAGGUAAAGAGGGGCUAUGCCGCUUUGAUUAGGAGCUUACACUGUACUGUUGCUGUGACAUCAAAGAUACGUUUUAUGGAGUCAUACUUGAUUCAUUUCUGCUCUGUAGAGAGCAACUGUGUGCAGCAUGAAUUGUGUGCCUCAAUGUAUGCACCCCCAGCUUCACACACUAACCUCGUCUCAUUGUAAUGCAAAUGAAGGAUACACGAGAGAGAGAGAGCGAGAGAGAGAAAUGGAUGUGAGAAAGCGCACUACAUCAUGUUGGUACCUGAUAAAGAAGAAUAAUUAAUCUGUCUGCAUUCUUCCAGCUAGAUAUCCACAUAUGUUCUCAUGAUGAUCCGUUGAAGAUAUUUCUUGCUAGAAGAGAUUUGUGUUGGCUGUGCAGUAAUCUGAUCCAACCAUGCCUAAUUUGAACUACCUUAGGUAGCUGGUAUUGUUACAGAUGUGUCCCCUCCCUCCUUGUCUGUACUAUGAGACACCACCUCCUACUGUACUUUGCAUGCUGUGACGCGUCUGUUGGCCUGAGUCAAAGGUCAUUAAGCUACUGUUUGUAGCCUUUUCACAAACUGGCAUAAAAACAAGCUAGCCUUUUUCAGUUCUCUUCUAUAUCUAUGAGGCAUUUGGCCUAGACAUCAAAGUGAGAAGCAGAUAAAGUGAAUGUUCUUGAUGUAGAGAUGUAUAUGGCCAGGAGCAGUUUGUGGAAAGGAUCACAGAGUGGUAAUGUCGGAAUGUAAAUGACAGCAUUUCACCUCUGUUUUGCCAAACUGUAAAAGUCACACCUUUCACUGGCAAAUAAUCAGUUAAAUCUUGCGUUUAUUAGACCCCUCGGUGAAAUUUGAUGGGAGCUGCUUAUCUCAGUCAUAUAAAUGUUGGACAGAAAACAGCAGAAAUGUAAUGGAAUUUAAUGUGCACCUACUACUAGCGUUUGUGGAGUCAAAUUACAUUUUAGUUUUUCUGGGCCAGAUAUCAAUCAGCUCAGCAUUAAAGUACAUAACCAAUGCUC
This is a messenger RNA of Perca fluviatilis (European perch), 2553 nucleotides long. It is a transcript of the gene copz1, whose product is annotated as COPI coat complex subunit zeta 1. Lineage: Eukaryota; Metazoa; Chordata; Actinopteri; Perciformes; Percidae. The transcript has 9 exons. The record is from RefSeq and is a predicted model, not a curated record. Gene Ontology annotation, cellular component: COPI vesicle coat. Gene Ontology annotation, biological process: intra-Golgi vesicle-mediated transport; intracellular protein transport; retrograde vesicle-mediated transport, Golgi to endoplasmic reticulum. Bases 97 to 630 code for a protein of 177 amino acids.